Soboliphyme baturini is the source of this 228-nucleotide messenger RNA. Lineage: Eukaryota; Metazoa; Nematoda; Enoplea; Dioctophymatida; Soboliphymatidae. The record is from the annotation of a GenBank genome assembly.
AUGCUCACGCAACCGGAUGGCAUAAUUGAGCUCAAAAUUCUGAAUACAACCGCUUGGGACUCUGGAUGCUAUCGAUGUGUAGUCGAAAAUGAAUUUGGCUCCGACAGGACAGUGGCUGAUGUCUCUGUUAGCAAGGCCCCUCUGCUGAGGAGGAAGCCAAACCUAUUGUUGAAGAAGAAGAGCCAGAAAACGAAAAACCAAGAUUCCGUUAUGGACUACAUGACCUGA